AUGGAAGUCUUUCUCCACCGUGUCCCAGCGGAUCUUAAUCGGCAUGGGUUCAAACGCGAACUUCAGCCCUUCAUGAAGAAUCUCCAAAUUCAAGACUUUAUUUGCGAGAAGCCCAGGAAGAAAUGGUUUGGCACUAUUACCUUUCUGCACGUCGGCGAUGGAGAAAGAUUUCUGCAGGCAUAUGGCGAAAAGCAGAAUCCGCUUAGUCCUCUCCACCGGGCCCCAAAGUCGAGUUUGAAUCUUAUGGGAGUUGAUGUGUGCUGCAAACCAAGCAGAUUUCCACCAAAGCCAUUCGCAUUGCGGACGAUGGAGCACGAGGCCCAAGAAAGGGCAAUGGGAUACCGAGAGCGACAAGAAGAGUCUGUCGUUUUGGAGCUGCAGCAAUACAGCUGCGGAAGAUGUGACUUUGUCGGGGACCAGUUGGCAUACAGUCCGGAGGUUCAAUGGUCAGCCAGAGGAACUGUGAAAUUCAAGACGCGAUCGUUGAUCGUCAACGUAUUUCCCAAAUGUCGAAUUCGAAUACCCCUUGCCACCAUUAUUAGCUUGAUAUACUCUAUUGAAGGUACUCUCACAGUUACCCUCUCUGAUGUGCCCUUCUUCUUUGAAGUACUAGAGACUUGCGACGAACCAGUGGGCUUGCCCUCUAAUCGGAUACGUUUGUCUAGUCUAGGGAACGGGCACGAUCAGAUCGUUGGGCAGUGCUUGGUAUAUCAGUUCAAAGUUUCUGCAGUGGACUUCAGGGCGAAAAUAGAAAAACUCAAAGAUUGGGACAUAACCAUCUAUCGUUACAAUCUGGCUCCAGCAGGGUCCCUCUUAUCCUCACAGUCAGCCUCAGUUGAGUUUCGUAAACUCCUGACUGAGUUAGCAGAAUGUACGCGCAAUAGAUAUAUGCCAUUUGGGGCUCUCUUCCAGCUGCAGGCAUUGGCACAAAAUGCAUACCUGCAUCCCACCACUACUCGCCGCUUGACUGAAAGGCUACGCAUAAAAUUCGCCGAGGAUAAGGCAGCAGGACGAGACUCUAUCACCGUGGAAGGAAUCAGAAAGCUUUUUAAUAUGAUCGGCUGGCCGUUUCCUGGAGAUGAUCCAUGGGGCUAUGCGGUAGACUCUCUUCUGACGACGCUUGAGGAGACCAACAGGGAGAUACAAGACGCUUCGCCUAUCUUCUGCGACGAGAAUGGAGAAGAUUUGCUUUUCAAUGCAAAAGUGGAUUUCAAGGAUAUCUUUGGGCGGUUCAAAGACAUCAUGACAAAGGGGAUCCAGAUCGCCGGUCGCACAUAUAACUUUCUUGGGUUUUCACAUUCCUCGUUGCGAUCUCACACAGUUUGGUUCUCAUCUCCAUUUGUCGACGAUAAUGGUCAUAUGCAAACAUACUUUUCGAUCAUCAGUGCAAUCGGCAAAUUCUCACAUAUAACGUCACCGGCACGAUGCGCAGCUAGAAUCGGCCAGGCUUUCACUGAAACGCCCUUCAUGGUUCCAUUAGAAAAGCAUCGGGUGCGAGUUUCAACGAUUCCGGAUCUGAUGUCGCCGGACGAUUCACGGGUCUUCAGUGAUGGGGUCGGGGCUAUUUCGAAAGAGGUGGUGGCAAGUAUUUGGGCCGACAUACCACUCAAAAGAGGAAACCCUACAUGUUUCCAGAUCCGUUUAGGUGGGGCGAAAGGUAUGCUUGCUGUCGAUACCCGAUUGCUCUCUGCAGUCAUUCAAAUCCGCCCGUCAAUGAUCAAGUUCGAUAGUGAGGAUAUGCAGAACCUGGAGAUCUGCAAUAUGGCAUCCAGACCUUACCCCAUGGUUUUGAAUCGUCAAGUGAUCAAGAUCUUGGAGGACAUGGGUGCCCCUCAGGAUUGGUUUUUUCAAAUGCAGAACGAGGAGCUGACGCGCCUUCAAUCGAUCACCGUCAGUACAGACAAGACAGCAAGGUUUCUUAAGGACAAGGGAGUCGGCGAGUGCAUUGGUCUGUAUCGACUCUACCGUCAAUGUUACUGGACACGCUUGAACUAUAAGAACGACGGUUUCCUCCGUGCCAUUGUCGAGGCGGUGGUUCUUAGGGAGCUCCGGCUCCUGAAGCAUAAAGCGCGUAUCCCCGUGAAAAAAGGCAUGACACUUUAUGGGGUUAUAGAUGAAACAGCUUUCCUUCAAGAAGGCGAGGUUUAUGUGACAUUUGACCGUAUGGCAGGGGAAUACGCGGCGCCUCCCGGGCCUGGGCAUGUCUUGGUGACUCGGUCGCCUGCGCUUCACUGUGGUGAUAUUCAACGCGCCCAAAACGUUCUACCCCCAGAAGACCAUCCUUUAAGGUACCAUCGGAAUUGUAUUGUAUUCAGCCAGAAAGGAAGUCGGGACCUGCCUAGUAAGUUGAGUGGGGGGGAUCUUGAUGGUGAUUUGUAUCAUGUUAUCUGGGACCCCGACCUGGAGAGCGUUGAGACAUUUGCGCCUGCAGAUUACCCGCGUCCCACGUCUAUUGACAUAGGGCGUGUAGUGGAGGUAGGUGAUAUGGCUGCAUUCUUUGUGGAAUUCAUGCGGUCCGAUAUCCUUGGCAUGAUUGCUAUCCGCCAUAUGAUCAUGGCGGAUCAGGCUGAAUCGGGAACCAGGGAUGCUUCAUGCCGCGUCCUGGCCGGGCUACAUUCGAAAGCCGUGGACUUUUCCAAAACUGGAAUUCCUGUCAAUAUGAUGGAUAUGCCUAGAGCGAACCGCUAUCGACCAGACUUUCUGGCGCCAGGACCCCAAACACGCCUCUAUAAUAAAUCCAAGAUCGGCCUUGAGCAGCAUGUUUCGCAUGCGAACUAUGAUGACAACGAUGAUGAUGUCGAGGAGCCCUACCGCUACUAUAAGUCAGAAAAGAUCCUUGGAAAGCUAUUCAGGGCCAUCGAUGAGCAAAACAUCUGGCGCAAACACGUCCUUUCUGAAGCUGCUACGAAUGACGAAUAUUUUUGGAAUAGUGUGAUUGUGGACUGCCUCACAAGGUGCAAGUCUUUGUCACGAACCCCAAAAGAGGAGCAUCUUGACGAAGCAAAGCGGAUACGAGCAGCCGCUAUCUUCCACAAAAGCUACGAAGAUGCUAUUGUUUCGACAAUGGAUACCUAUUCUGAUCAUCCAACCAAGCCUAUCAGUGAGUUAGAGGUGGUCAUUGGGUCUAUCAUUAACAGACGGGGUGUACAGACCCGCCGCCAACGUGACCGAUCAGAUAAACUCCACGAGGAGUUUGAUAGGAUUGCUACAUGGGCCACAAACAUCAUGCGCCGACAGGGGGUCCAGGACCCCGAUCCUAAUAGCUUAGAGCUAUCCAUGGCGUGUCUUUAUCAUGGCACCCACGUGAGCGAUUCCGGCCGCCGCAAGGAGGUAUACGGUGAGCUUAAGAGCUUUAGAGUUGUUGCUGUCUGUGCACUGUUGGCCGAGUUGGAUUAUCGCGAUAAGGAUGGUCCGAGGAAUUGCUUUACUAUGUGA
Molecule: messenger RNA, 3435 nt
Organism: Aspergillus nomiae NRRL 13137
Lineage: Eukaryota; Fungi; Ascomycota; Eurotiomycetes; Eurotiales; Aspergillaceae
Product: RNA dependent RNA polymerase
Exons: 5
Coding region: 1-3435 (1144 amino acids)
Biological process (GO): siRNA processing
Cellular component (GO): nuclear RNA-directed RNA polymerase complex
Molecular function (GO): RNA-directed RNA polymerase activity
Source: RefSeq, a predicted model, not a curated record